UUGAUUGCCAGCAAUGAGAGCCAAUAUCGUAUUAAACACAGUCUACGGAAGUAUGUUCUAAGCUUCCCUGUGGCUUUGCUUCUUAAAAUGCAGGCUGACUUCUCGUUUUCCGAAGUGAAUUUAAUUGUUUAUCCGCAAUGAUCAGUUUCCCGAAUAUAUUGUCUAUUUUCAUCGUACUGUAUUGGCAAGAAUGCAAUCGCCCAACCACAGGAUAUUAUUUGGAUAAUGGCAAAAUUGAAGGACAGCAAUUCUCGAGUAUCUGGCCAGAGGUGAAGGUUCCUAAUGCAUACACAGGCCAGUUCUAUCGAACUACUAUUGCAUCGUCAAGUCUACGUGAUUACAAUAUACGAUUCUUGGUAUCUGCAGUUGGCUCUCAGAACCUUCCCAAAUGGCUCACCUACGACGAUGAAGAUUAUUCAUUAACGGGAAUACCAUUAUCUUCCGAUGCUGGUUCCUACCAGUUAUUUGUUGUUGCAAUGCGAUGCAAUAAAACAUCGCGGACCACUGAAAACGAACUACUUGGCGCACAGAAUUUUGAAAUCAAUGUUUUACGAAGCCAAAACCUCUCCUACUGUAAUAACAACGCAAAUUUCAUUGCGACACAAGUAUCUCUUUCUGUGAACGCGACCCAAUUGAAUUCGACACAAAGGAUUGAGCUUUUUCAUUGGUUUGUAACAGAGUUUGAUCUUUCUGCUAAUCGCACUGCCUCGCUUUAUUUCAAGCAUGAAUAUGAACCAAAAAACAUCAGUCAUACUGGCUGUGAUAUAUUGGAAACGUUUGAAGCAAAUACGAGUUAUUCCGGGCCUGUGUUGACAAUCUCGUGGCUUGAAGGAUGUGAUUUGAAUGUCUCUACUAAUAUGUCAGAUAUAACUGCGAGACUCAAUAGAACUGUCCUUGACUAUCCCGUGUUUUCUUGGAAAGUUUUAAAUGGAAAUGACAGCACUUCAUGUUUGUUGGGUGUACAGAGAAGUAUCGUUGCAUCUUCCGCUGAUUUUGAUGCACACCGAAGUACUACUGCCUCCCUUAUUCAUCAUAGCAUGUUGGUAAGAUACGUAUCAGUUCAAAUAACUAACGUCACAACUACAACGCCAUCAUCGUCUGUGCUAUCAGCAAUUGACCAAGAGAAACCAUCCUUUGUUUCAUCUCUGGGAAUUUCCACUUCAAUAAACGCAGCGUCUCCACACCCAGUUGUUAUUAAUACCACUCCACGCUUCAAUUCAACAAAUCCGCUACACGGGAUGUCCAUCUCUUCUACUCUAUAUCGUAUAUCUACAAGAACCAGCCUGGUUCAUAUUAAUAUAUCACCAUCAAAAAGCGAAGUUGUUCUAAAAACUACCCACUCAACUUCUCUGGCUGUAAAUACUGAUCCAGUCGUACAGCGUCCCUUAGCAACCCUCAACAUCACCUCUUGUCAAUACUUGUACUACAAGAUCCCAAAGGAUACGUUUUGGGAUAAAGAAGAUGGCAACAACCUAACCUUACGGCUGCUUACGGAGAGUUUCCGUGAACUCUCGAUUGACUCCUGGGUCAGCUUCGAUCCCACUCGUAAUAUCGUGUACGGUAUACCAGUCUCUCCGGAAAUUUUUGCCAAUAACCUUACGCGAGUUGAUUUCGAAUAUAUAUUGUCAGCAGUUGACAGCAGUGGUCGUGAGGUAAACGCAAGUCUAACUUUGACGGUAUACGACGACCACACCCCAUCGGGUCAAGAAAUUUCAAUAGAAGUUAGAGACGCUUUGACCCAGUUCAAUCUCGUGCGGCUUUUUGAAGAUAUCAUCGGGUAUUUGUACAAUGGUGACAAGUCAACUAUGAAAAUUUUAAAUCUUAACCAAACUUCAACAAAAACACAGCUAACAUGGAGUGAUUGUAAAGCCGUUACAGACGUGUGUGAUGCCAGACGAGUAGAGAGAACUUUAAAUUUAAUCAGAAUUGACGAGAGCUUCCUAAAUCCACAUUUUGUUAUCGCCCUAGUUCCUAAUGUCUUGCUCGAUGCUCGUGCUAAAAAGUUAGGCAUGUGUUUAAACGAAGCACCCGUGGCCAGAGGGGAGGAUAUACGUCUGAAUAUCACUUGUUGUGAGAGGUUCAGUUACGCCAUUCCACCUGAUCUAUUCCACGACAAAGAAGACGGCAAUACUCGAAAUCUUUCGCUUAGCAUUCGUUACACGAGUGCUUCACGAUCACCUUCAGAAACUUGGAUCAUGCUGAACGACACUGCAAAAACCAUAGAGGGUGUAAUUGCUCUCGACGAAGCACAGAAACGCUCUGGCCUUGUCUUUGAACAAUUUUACAUUAUCGCUACUGAUUCUGGUAGACUUGAAGCCAAUGCUUCCGUCACAAUAACUGUCUUGCAACCAUUGCCUACCUCCAACUACCAAGUCUCACUUUUUCUAAAGCGUCUUCACUCGUUUUCAACCCAACUCGAAGAAAUACUUAACAUUAUUCAAAAAUUGAGUUUAUACUUUAAAGGUGUGACAUCGGAUGAGGUUCGUGUUUUGUCGUAUUCCCGAGAAAAUACCGUCACUGUAUUUAAGUGGUCUCUAGCAGGACUACGACUCAAGCCAUGCGACUCGCUCGCUAUUGCAAACAUAUCACAGAAACUGAAAGCUGCCGAUGGCCGACAAGCCAUAUAUGGAUUGCCUGAUGAAGCUGCCCUUCAGGCACAGCCCAGUGGCGGGUACCGUUACGUGCUUGUUGGUCAGGACAGUGGCGGAAGAAUUGCAAGUUCUGUUGUAGUUGUUUAUCUUCCAGAGACUGCUCAGCCUUAUAAUUAUCGUAUUUCCGCCAAUCUCCGCAGUUAUAUUGACGCCUCACUGCCGUGCGUGGAUCACGUUAUUGAAUUUCUGAAGAAACUAAGUCUAUUUCUUGGUGAAGAUACAGAUCGUAUUCGAGUAAUCUCCUACAAUAUUUCAAAGACGUAUCCAGCUGACGUCACCGUUUCUUGGACCAAUCAAAGCGCUAAUUUUAACACAUGUGAUCACAAAAUGAUCCGAGACAGAUUCAAGCAAAUUACCAAUCCCGAAGGUGGAGUGACUCAAUCGUUUUCCGAAGCUUUGCUACCAUAUUUUCUUGUGCAAGAGAUCAGAUUAGAAUUCCUGGAAACGUGUAAUUAUAUAUUCUCAAAUACUCCACCAGUCCUGUUAUCACCUGUGAAAUCUCUAAAUAUCCUUCUCUAUCAAGCACUACGAUUCCAGCUGCCAGCUAACUUGUUUUAUGACAAAGAAGACGGGUAUACAAAGAAUCUCUCGGUGACUGCUCUAGAUCAGUUUUUCAAACCGUUUAACAGGUCUUCAUGGAUUCAAUUUGACGCAACGACUCAACAGCUCUAUGCCUUGCCAACGUCAAUUGUUGCUAAGGAACAACCAACCGACGGCUACGACAUAAACAUCGUUGCCAUGGAUAGCCACUCCAACACGGCAAAUGCUACCAUACGCAUCAUUGUUAAUGACACCUUUGAUGCUGUGAAUUUCGUGAUGGAAUUCAAUAUGGCUUACAAUACCAGCCAGAAAUAUCAAGAUAUUGACUUAGUAUUAAAAUUUCUAGACAAGGUAAAGGCUUUCUUAGGAAACUCUGGUAUUAUUGUCACGAGUUACUUCAAGGGCAAUACGACUUUAAGGGUUGGAAUAUCAGCAAUGAACUUUCGUGGACUUGAAUGUAAUUUCGCAGAACUCCAGGAGAUCAGGCGCCAUUUAUUGCUCCAAGAAAACAGCAGUGAAAUUGUGGGAGGGAGAAUGAAUUCUACGAAACCUCGCCAUAACUUUCAACCAAGUAAAAACUUUACCAGAGCGAUGGAGCCAGAUUUUCUAAUAUUAGGUGUAACGGAAUACAAAACAGGAUCUUGUUCCAACACACCGCCGAUUCUUCUUCAUCCAAUCCCACAUUUUGUCAUUCCAACACACGGAUUCUUUUCCAUCGUUCUACCAGUAAGAACAUUUUAUGAUGCAGAAGACGGAUUCACUUCUAAUCUCAGUCUUACCAUGUUCAGUUCAUCUGGGAAUAUUCUACCACCGGAAAGUUGGUUGCAAUUUAAUGACACCACGGACGAACUAUACGGAGUUGUUACAAAUAGAAUAAAGCCAAACGAGAACUACACAUUCCUUUUGAAAGCUGAAGACAGUUAUGGCUUGAAAGCAAACGCAAGUUUCACUGUAGAGCUCACUUCGAGGCUUCAAAACAUUGGUUUUAAAAUGAACGUAAUAUUUAGAAGUAAUUUCUCGUCCAUCGUUUUUCAUGUCGAUAUCAUGAGACUUUUUCUUUUUAAAGCAACAAGUUAUUUUGGUGGAAAUAUCAGCCUCGAGGUCUUAUCCUACGAACGAGGUUCUGGUGUACCAUCUACUGAUAUCCUAUCCUGGAGUGUUUCAGAACUGGAUUACGAGAAUUGUGAUCUGCCGCUUCUGCACGAAAUUUCCGAGAAGGCGCGCUCCGACAAUAAUCAUCCAAAUGCCGAAUUCGGACGGGCAUUGCUUCCGGAGUUUGAAAUAUUGAUAGUGUUUGAACAGAGGCUGGGAUCUUGCGCAGAUGCACUAAACUCUUUACCAACGGUGGUCGUUCCAACUCUGAGUUUAAACGUCACCACAAUUCCAACAGUUUUUCAUUACGAAGUUCCAAGAAAUGUGUUUUCAGACGCAGAAGAUGGGGACACCAGGAACCUAAUUUUGACAUUGUUGGAUGAGGAUAACAAAGUGGUUCUAAGAAACUCAUCUUUACAGCUCGACCAAUCCCUACAAGUGUUGUAUGGGAUUUUCACAGAGAGUGAUUUGAGGACAAAUUCUCGUGUCGUGAAAAGGGACAUAAGUUCUAAUUCAAUUUCCAUGAGAUUUACCUUACUAGCAACAGAUAGUGGUGGAAAGACAGCCAGUAGUCUCCUUAAUAUAAAUCUUGAAAACAACAUUAUAUCACAAAACUUUGAAUUAUAUUUGACCUUCACGAGUUAUCUUAGCUCAACCUCGCCUGACGUCAAACAUCUUAUAAAUUUCCAGGAGAAAUUAAAUGGUUUUGGAGCCUUUCGUGGGAUGCAAGUCACGAGCUAUGUGAGAUCCUCAGGUUAUCCUGCGAAAUUCCAGGCUGGUUUUAUUAACUCGACCUCAGAUGUCAAUCAAAGUGUCUGUGAUUUCUCGGUAAUUUCUGGAGUAACAAAUACAUUUCAAGAUUCUUCAAAGAAUCUCAAAAGCGAGUUUACUGCAAGAUUCCUACCGGAAUUCGUUGUUCAGGAAUCGUACAUUCAAAGACAUGGGCCUUGUCUGAAUCCUCCAAAUAACCCGCCAAGAGUCGCCAAGGUAAUUCCUACAAUUGACAUAACAAUUUGUGAAAUAUUGAAAUUUCAAAUACCGGAGGAUACGUUUCAUGACGAAGACGGCAACACCAGAAACUUGAGUCUGAAUUUGGAAAGUGUUUUACCUCAAAAUUCAGAGUGGGUAUAUUUCGAUCAUCUCUCGCAAAUAAUUUACGCUGUUCCAACAUUAAAUGCUGUUGCUAACCAGCCUGAUGGUGGAUCAAUCUUUAAGCUGACUGCGGUAGACUCGCAUGGAAGAAACGCAUCAAUAGAUUUGAUUGUGUCAGUGAAGGAUACAAUUCUUCGGGACAGCUACAGGACAAGUGCUAUUGUUCAAGUCCCUUCAUUGGUUCUCUCGAAAGAAAAUCUAGUUCUAAAAACAAUCGAAUUUGUCGAGGCAACUGAACGCUAUCUUGAUAGCUCAAUGAGAAAUGAAAUUCGUGUUGCAGAGUUUACCAAGAUUUCACAAUCAUUGUUGAAAGUUGUGUGGUCCUACUGCUCUCUUCGUUACUCGCCGUGUGAUUAUCAGAACAUCGAAAGAAUCCGACAAGCGACGAUUCAUAGCGGAACCUUACCACAUCCAAGAUUCAUCCAAUCCCUUGCCCCGGCGUUGAUCGUGGAUAGCGUGGAAGACGAGAUGCGUGGGCCGUGUUUGAACCAACGACCUACGGUGUUGCAUCAGUUGGAACGACUCAAUAUAACCCUGUGUAGCAGCCUUUUAAAAUACCCCAUUCCCUACAACACAUUCUUUGAUAAAGAGGACGGGUACACUCCAAACUUGACUCUAUCUUUAUUGUCCUCAACAUCUACUCCUCUGAGCGACAACUACUGGAUUACACUGGACCAUUCUCAAACUAUCGUAGCGUACCCGAAUGUGGAUGCUUUCAAAUCCCAACCGAAAUCUGGGUACGAGUUUUUAAUAAACGCCAGGGACAAAUACGGCUUGAGUACGAAUUUACCCAUAAAGAUUUUCCACAAAGGUGAGAUACCACAGAGUACAUACGAGGUCACGUUGGUAUUACAAGCAAAGUUUGGAAAUAUGAGCCGUUCUGUUGAUCAAAUGAGGAUUAUAUUGCCAGCUCUAGCAGGCUUCAUGGGUGGAACUGAGCAUUUAAUUCGCGCACAUUCGUUUCUACGCUCUGGUGUGAAUUCUACAACAUCUUUCUUCACUUGGAGUAACUGCAGUCUGGACCCCAGUGGCUGUGACAUACUAGGAAUCACAGAGAUUUCAAAACGUUUAAGGAACGAUGGGAAAAUAUCAGAACAACUUAGGGAAGCUUUUCGCCCAAACUUCGACGUGCAAUUUGUGUUUGAGCAAAGAUUUGGAUCAUGUGUUGAUGAUACUAACCAUCAACCCAAAGCUAAACACUCUCUUUACCAGCUAACGAUUAAGAACUUUUGCGGAGUGUGGCAGUUUCAAAUACCGUCUGAUUUCUUUCAUGACACUGAAGAUGGCGGAACAAGAAACCUGACACUUUCGUUAAAAACAAUCCACUCGCUUGAAAUCAGCACCGAUUCGUGGAUUCAACUGAAGCAGGAAAACCAGACCUUGUACGGGUUUCCUGCUAUGAGCAAUUCCAGUAAUUCAAGUACUACGACCAGGGAGGUGUACAUCUUGAUAGCAGGGGAUUCACAGGGAAAGUUUGCGACAAUGAGGCUGGAGAUUAUCUUUGGUGAUAGAACUCCAGAUGUCCAUUACGGAGUGUUGAUAAAAAUGUCUAGUUAUGUCGCAGAAAGCAUUGCUGAUGUGUAUCACUUGAAGUACUUCGUUGAGAAGCUUGCAUUAUUCUUAAAAGCCGAGACGAGAUCGAUAAUGGUGACCAAGUAUUGUAGAAAGACUUCAGCCAGUAAUUCGAGGUUAUCUGUGACGUGGACAAACUGCUCGGUUGCUGCGAAUUCGUGCGAUUCAAACCAAAUUAGGAUAAUUAGCGAGAAGUUUAACUUGAACACAGGCGAUGUGGAUCGGACCUUUUCUCAAUCUAUGCUUCCAUAUUUUGUUCCCAAUUUUAUUACCUUGGAAAAGUAUGGUCUGUGUAGAAUCGAGGCAGAGAAAUCGCCUCCUAGACUUCUUAGACCAAUUGGUAGAAUAUUCGCUUACUCUGGUGGCUUAUUGACAUAUGCCCUUCCGAAGGAUGCAUUUGUGGAUAGCGAAGAUGGCAACGCCUUGAAUCUCUCGUUGAAAAUGCAGUUUACUAACAAAGUCACCGUUCCAGCUUCCUAUUGGUUGAAAUUUGAUAACGUCAGUCUGGUUAUAUCAGGUGUCUUAUUGGUGGAGAACGCUUGGAAAAACUCGUUUCGAUUGGUUGCCCGUGAUCAACAUGGUAACGAAGCCGUUGAUAUUUUCGAGGUAUUCCUAGAACAAAGAUGCCGCCCAAACCUGCUCAGUUAUAAAGUUUUCUCUGAAGUUGUUUACGCAGGGAAUAAAGAGGAUAUAAAUCAAAGAUUUCUUCAAAAAUUGGAAAUGUAUUUUCAAACUUGGUUAACUGACACAAACUUUACGAUCCUUUCUACGACAUCAGAAGGCAACAAUUCGUUUAGUAUUGUUUGGAGCCAUGCAAGAACCUGCGGUGUUUGCUUCAAAGUGAAUGCGACGCUUCAGUCGCUUUCCGAGAAAAUGACGGACAGCAAUGGCAGCGCCUUAACAGGAUUCAAGGCCGCACUUUUACCUACGUUCGUGUUAGUGAAUAUAUCUGAAGAAAAAUGCCAGGCAAAACCCGGAGUUCUUGAAAAUGUGGUAAAAGGUGGUGAAAAGGAUAGAUGGAAACUGUACAUUGUUCCUAUAGUCGUUCUUUUGAUAUUUUUGUUGUUUUCAUUUAUAUUCUUCAUUUGUCGGUGUGUUGUAUUUCCGUACGAGAGCAAAAAGCAGGAAGUUAUUUUAGCCGACUCACCAGACAAUGAGAUUCAUGUCACUGAUAGAAUAAGCCGCAGCAAUGCUUCUCUGUACAACAGCGCAUCAACAACAAUCAUAAACGACGGUUACCUUGGAAGCAAUCACGCAAUCGACCUACCCGAGAUCUUCCUUGAUAAGAGAGUCUCGCCUUCAAAAUCAAGCCUGACAACUGACCUGUCCUCGGGUCCAAUUCAGAGCGAUAAGCCAACUUCGACGCGCGAUGUUGUCGAGCCUGAGCCUGUAUUAGUUCCUACACCGCCGCUAUACAGCGAUGCCGCGGUACACUUGGCAACCAAACCUGAUCGGAAGCCUAGGGAGAGACACCAAGCAAAUUCUGCCAUUGAAAUGCACGAGAUACCCGUGAUCAAACGCGAAGUUGCGCCGUCCAGUGAAGCUAUUCCGGAUCAUCAAUCGGAAGUAGACGGACGACCACCGGUGGAAAUGAUUCAAGCGACUCGUAAACCAUCGCCUCUCUCGGUACCUAACGACACAUGGGGUGCGUUUGAUGAAGAAGAUGACCCGAUACCACGUCGUAACAGAUUACGACUUCCGACACCGCCCGAAGUUGGUACACUUCGGUUACCUCCGGUUCCUAAACCUUUAAACAAUACUCCAGCUUCUUCACUUGGUAACUCUCCUUCUUCACCAUCAAACAACACACCAAACAGCCCAUCUCCAAGCGUUUAUUCAACUCCGUUACAAACCCCAAAUUAUUCACAGACCACAGUCAAUAAUACGUAUAAUGUCAGACACACUCUCACCCCAUCGGAAGCACCUACAGCAUCCCCAAAUAGCUACGCCAAUCCACCAGCAUACACCGAAUACCCAUACGGAACCCCGAUUCGGGAACGAUCACAACUGGGAAUUCAAAGUCCCAUAUCUUACGGAACCCCUAUACGGGAAAGAACUCAGCUAGGGAUUCAAAGUCCCCUCGGGUUUCCGCUCCUGCAGAACCGUGUGCCGUAUAUUGACCACAGACAGCAAAGGCCAACUAAUGAGCCCAGGUCAAAUGACUUGCAUGAAGUUUUGGGUCAGUUACGAGAGACAGUUAAUAGAGAGUUGGACAGAAGGAAAGAUAUGGAUAAAUACUUGGAAUCAUACCUUAACAGAAAAUAGAGAUUUAACGUUCAAUGUUGCAUGAACUCUCUUGCAUAAUGUAUUAUAGUCUACCAAGGAUCAAAUGCUUGUUAAGGCAUUGUAUUUAGCUAUUUUCAUCAAAUAUAUUUUAAUAAUUUUA
Molecule: messenger RNA, 9393 nt
Organism: Dendronephthya gigantea
Lineage: Eukaryota; Metazoa; Cnidaria; Anthozoa; Malacalcyonacea; Nephtheidae
Exons: 4
Coding region: 138-9272 (3044 amino acids)
Biological process (GO): axon guidance; nerve development; muscle attachment
Cellular component (GO): dystrophin-associated glycoprotein complex; sarcolemma; dystroglycan complex
Molecular function (GO): calcium ion binding; laminin binding
Source: RefSeq, a predicted model, not a curated record